AUGUUCAUGCCUACGGUCAGGCGCUGUGCGCCGGGCUUCUGGAAGAAGACAGGCCAGGAACUGGGAAGAGCGACAAAAUUUGCACUCAAUCUCGAAGGCCUGCAUUUACCUCUUGCCCCAUAUCCUAUCUUCGACUUUGCAAAUCCCGAAACCAUUAGUACACUGAAGACAAUGACCGACCAGUCCGUUGGCGGCUUCUCAACAGCACAACUCACACAGAAGCCUCGUGAUGUAUCUACAGACCCUCCCACUCCUGCGCACGUCCUUUUCCACGGCAACAUCUCCACGAAGCUCCCCACGGAACGACCAGACAUUCAAAGGACAGGCUACGCAGCAUGGAGAAAUGAAGACCGAGGGCGGACACUCUUCGGCGAGUUGUUUUGGAACGUCGACACCUACAUGUACCUGGCGCUGCGGGUAAAGAGCGACGGCAGGAAAUACUUUGUCAACAUACAGACGGACUCGAUCGUUGAGUCGGACAUACAUCAGCAUCGAUUGUAUACUAAAUAUCACAAGGGUGCAGAGGGGCCUGACGACCCUGGGCAGUGGGAGACCGUUUGGAUCAAACUGCACGAGUUUGUACGCACGAACCACGGAAUUGUCACAGAGCCACAGUCAGAGAUGUUGCGACAAAAGGUGAAGAGCUUCGGCAUCGGUUUGAUUGACCGGCAGCCAGGCCCGUUUGAACUUGGUAUCGCUGCAAUGUGGGCUACGAACCUCAACGAGAGGGGUCAGGUCGAUGGGCGGACAGGCUGGGAAGAGGGCGACCAGGGAAGCGCCAGAUUAAGUGAAGUGACACUAGAAAAGCUGGCGCAGAAAGCCGAAGAGAAGAAGGCAAUGCCAGAGCAGAGGAAAAGCUUUCGCGAAAGAGUGCCACAUUUUGGGAAAGUUGGUUCAGGAGACACAAAGGCGUUCAGAUAA
Molecule: messenger RNA, 921 nt
Organism: Fonsecaea multimorphosa CBS 102226
Lineage: Eukaryota; Fungi; Ascomycota; Eurotiomycetes; Chaetothyriales; Herpotrichiellaceae
Exons: 2
Coding region: 1-921 (306 amino acids)
Biological process (GO): mitochondrial electron transport, NADH to ubiquinone; mitochondrial respiratory chain complex I assembly
Cellular component (GO): mitochondrion
Source: RefSeq, a predicted model, not a curated record